This is a messenger RNA of Cryptococcus deneoformans JEC21, 444 nucleotides long. RefSeq names its product U6 snRNA binding protein, putative. The record is from RefSeq and is a predicted model, not a curated record. The transcript is spliced from 5 exons. Gene Ontology annotation, molecular function: RNA binding. Gene Ontology annotation, biological process: mRNA splicing, via spliceosome; nuclear-transcribed mRNA catabolic process. Gene Ontology annotation, cellular component: Lsm1-7-Pat1 complex; spliceosomal tri-snRNP complex; U12-type spliceosomal complex. NCBI's taxonomy places the organism in Eukaryota, Fungi, Basidiomycota, Tremellomycetes, Tremellales, Cryptococcaceae. Bases 41 to 361 code for a protein of 106 amino acids.
CUCUUUCUCUACUUCCUAUCACCCUCAUAAUCUACCCAUUAUGUCUUCAAGAGGUGGCCGAGGCGGAGCUCGUGGUGGUGGUAACCAAGGAGGUGAACGCAAGAAGCGAGAAUCAAUUCUCAACUUGGCUCAGUUUGUCGACAAGAGUAUCAGAGUUAAAUUUAUGGGUGGACGAGAAGCUACUGGUAUCUUGAAAGGCUAUGACCAACUUAUGAACUUGGUCAUGGAUGAUGUAGUUGAGGAGUAUGAGGAUGGCCGACCUACACGAAGUCUUGGAUUAGUCGUUCUCCGUGGCCCCAAUAUUGUCCUUGUUAGCCCAACGGACGGAUCAUCAGAAAUCGAAAACCCUUUCCAACAGUAAUAAUGUAGAGAUAAGAUGUAUUAUUAUUGCACACGUCUUCUUCUGCCUUGGGUUAAUAUCGAUAUGAGAACUUCCAUUGCGUC